AUGUCGGUCCACGACAUCACUUUCAACGCGCUCAAGGAGAUGGGUAUAGAUCCUAUCAUAGCUCGUGAAGCUGCAUCUCGUUUUCAUAACGUUGAACCAGCUGUCAAUUGGUGUUUCGGGGAUGGGUCAGAUUGGAAACCAGAACCGCCCAAACCGGAAGGACCUCCAAUUUAUGAUUCAUGGAGACCACAAAGAGCAGAGGGUACCUCUGUCGAGCAUCGAGAAGUAAUCGACGUUGAUACCCCGUCGUCUGGGGAACCAACUCCAUCCGCCAAUCCCCAGUUUGCUUCCAAUAACCCGUUCCGUCAAGAUCAAGCCCGUCCCCCACCUCUACCUCAUCGAAACAUAGCACCGGCACGUUCACUUGCACCCACCAUAGUAGGAGAUGAUGAUGACGACGAGGAUCUACGCAAGGCUCUUUCGAUGUCUGUGGCAGAGAUUGGGGAACCAAUUGAAGAGGACGACAAGCGUUUAGAGAGGGAGAGAAGUGUUAGAGCAACUGGACCUCCACCACCAAGUCCUACAAACGAUGAAGGCGAAGUCACAGAUACACUGCUUGGACCACUAUUUGGACCAACAAAUAAGACUGAUGAAGAAGGAAAGAUGGCUCUGGUACCAGCUAGUCAUAACAACAAUACAACUUCCACGUCGAAGGAAGAUGAAGAUAUGGACAGAGCAAUACAGGAAUCCCUUAUGACUGCAAGUCUCCAUUCCAAUUCAGCGGUGAAAGAUGUCAACAAAGCUGUUCCCACAGAGCGAGUCGCUGGAGCACCCCUCGUUCUCUACUCUGAGACAGGCCAUUCCACUUAUGCUGCCAACUUCCUUCAAGCUAUGUAUGCAGUACCUCAACUUCGAGAUGCCGUAGCCAAUGUAUUGGCAUCAAAUCAAAUAAUGGAGGCUGCCGAUAAGGGCAAGGUAUUUGUGGAUCUAUAUAAAUCUUCUAUCGAAUCGAAAUCCAGCUUCGUCGAGGUGGAUGAUCCGUUGAAGGAAUUGCGUGAUGGAAAAGAACCAAAUCAGUUGCCUCCCAAUUACCCUGCUCUGGAAUUGCAUAAACUAUUUGUACAUUAUUUCAGCAAUCUCAUGCUAUCUCAGGUGGGAGAUGCAUCUAGUCCAGAACACUGGCAAGCUCUCGAUACACUUGGUCCCGAGCGAAUGUUUCAAACUCACGUAGACGGCGAUCAUCCACAGCGAUCUUCUUAUGUGACCUUCAACCGAGGAUUUAAUACCCCACCGGAUAUCUACUCUCACUUAGCCAACGUACUCUGGCAAUCAGAUUCAGCUUCCCAGAGUCUGGUCGAUUUGGGGGAUAUAUUGACCGUCAUUCUUGACUGGACGCCGGCGGCCACGAGGGAGGUAUGGAAAUUGGACGAAAGGGUUGUACUAGAUCGGUUCAUGAAAUCCAACGCUGCCUAUGCAGCCCAGAAAAGAGCUCUUCAAUCUGUGAUGGCUGGGAACGCAAGACGCACCCAGGAGAAGAUUGAUCAUUUGACAACACAUGAGGGAAAUGACUACCAACAAAGCAUAGCUACGUUGAUCGAGCAUCUGGACAACUCGCCUCUUACUGAGGACAAAUUGCAGAAUGAAUCUCAGAGGGAGAUGAAGGACAAGCUGGAGAGGAUUCUUAAAUUCUUGCAGCAAGGUGUAUCUGAUUUGAAAGAAGAGUUGAAGGGACAUUCGGAAGCUUCUUCUGGCACUAUGUUCGAAACCGAUGAUCCUGCGUAUAACCAACAUGUCUACAUCCUACGUGGUAUCCUUUUCCAAGACGGUGCAUUAGUGGGAGGUAAACACUUAUACGCUUAUAUAAAGGGAGAAGACGGAAGAUGGUGGAAAGUUCAGGAAUAUCAGAUAGAACCGAUUGAGUGGGAAUCAAUUGUAACUGACAAGACUGGAUUAUGGAUGGAUGGAGGCGCUUAUAUGCUCAUCUAUUCGCGGGAUGGACCCAGACCUCCACCUCCUGCACCUUCCCCUGCACCUUCUCAUUCACAGCUCGAACGACAACUCUCUCAUCAGGAAGCUUCCCCUGCCAAAAGCAUCCAAGCAGAGUCCUUACCUCACAUCUCCCCCCACGUAAACGAUCUAAUGGAUAUCAGCAUGACCAAUCCAUCAACCACUUCUACAAGGCAAGGCUCACCGGAAGCUAAUCAAAUAGACGUUGAUAUGAGAUCUGCUGCUACUUUGACUGGUGAGAGCGAGGAUGGAAGGAUUGAAGACAAGGAGACGAAAGGGGAUUUAAUCAAUUUGUAG
This is a messenger RNA of Kwoniella shivajii, 2244 nucleotides long. RefSeq lists its product as uncharacterized. Gene Ontology annotation, biological process: regulation of proteasomal protein catabolic process; protein deubiquitination; proteasome-mediated ubiquitin-dependent protein catabolic process. The record is from RefSeq and is a predicted model, not a curated record. Gene Ontology annotation, molecular function: cysteine-type deubiquitinase activity; ATP binding; proteasome binding. Bases 1 to 2244 code for a protein of 747 amino acids. Lineage: Eukaryota; Fungi; Basidiomycota; Tremellomycetes; Tremellales; Cryptococcaceae. The transcript has 15 exons.